CGGAAAAUCCAAUCCAAAAAGCAUCAGCAGCCACGAUCAAUGUCAUUGUAUUCCAUUCGUUCGACUUGGCGUGGCGUGUGUACGCGUACCGUAUGUACUUAUUAUUGCUACUAGUAAAUAGGUUAUCUGUCGAGUUUGCGAUUGUUGGCGUUCAGUAGCUAAACCUAUGGUAACAAUUACCACUGUUGGAGCUGUUUUGUGUGCCAUUGCAGUGAGUGAAUUUGGUAGUACUACCGAAGGGAAACUUGUAUUGUGCGUGUGUGAACAAAAGUGUCGCUCGGUAGAAAUUUAUACUAGGUGUAGCUUCUUUUAUGGUCUGAAUUCGUGAUUCACACUUGGGUGUGUUUGUGCGGCUCGAACGCUGAGUGUCAACCCGUGAAAAGGCCGCGAAGUAGGACUGUACUUGGAAUUUGAAAGCCGAGCAAAAAGAAAGAGGAAAAGAUCGAUUUGCGCUGGCUGACGGCCAGUAUGUAAGUUUCUCAUCGUCAAAUGGAGGAAAAGUGUCAAACUACUUGGAAAAGUGAGAAAAUCGGAUGCUCCAAUUGUGAUUUUUUGAUCUUGUAGAGGAAAUUUUGCAUACUGCGUGCGUCUUUCCACUUGCACACGUUCGAUCCAUCGUGCAUGCAUUAGUACAGUGUCUCAAUUUAUAUAUGUAGAGAGCAAACAGUGUUAACUGAAUUAAUGCUAUAAAGGAUAGAAUUGUUCGACCAAACGUGGAACAUCAGGAAAGUCUCGCGGCAUAGGAAAAGAUAGCGAAAAACGUGAAAAACCACAGUGUCUGUGUCUGUGCUAGAAAUUCGAAGAAAAUUAUGUAAUAAGUUGGUAUAUUUUCACUCUCCCGUCAUCUUCUACAGAGCGGAUUUUCCCUAACACGUUCAAUGUUGGUCGCGCUCCGGAUCGCACACAUCGGCCCCAAAAAAGGUGUAUAGAGUCUGUGUGUAUUGUUUCAGUUGCUGAAAAGGAUGGUUCACAUUUGACGGUCAACUGAUUGACGUUCUUAUUCUUUUGCUGAUCAAUGAAGCUGCUCCUAAUGGUGGCCACAUUGACUUGGACUGCAGCGAACCACAAACAGCACCAACAGCGGAAGGAAAAACGGAAAAGUUUGAUUUGAUUCAACCGCUAGGAAAAAUCAUACAGAAAGAGUACGGCUCCACUGGAAGAGAAUACGAGAGUUUUACAGCGAAUUCAGUGAGAGCCACUGGCACUGGAGGAAAACACGCGUAUCCAUCCAACAAGAAGUCAGUGAGCAAUGAGCGGAAAAAUCGAAAAAGUUAAAACAGAACCAACCUCUCGAGUGUUUUAGAACUCAGAAGGAAAAUAACCACAUUCGCUAAGAUCCAGGUCCGCAGAUAUCAAGGUUGUGGAUUCUGAAAGUCUCAAAUUGGAUUACCCGAUUGUUACCUUUAUUAAAACCGACUGAUCCGUGUUUUAUUUUGUGGAACAACGCAACCGAACUACAAUUGGGGCAAAAAAAAAUCGAAUCUCAGAGGUGGUUCGACGUGGAGAAAAACAGAGAUUCUACUUCGAUCGGAGUACCAACCGCCCCUCGAUUCGCGUGGCAAAUGAUUCCGAACAAAAAUUAGAAGCAGUAGAAUAAGAAGAAGCGGGAAGUGCGAUGUUUUUAUAGUGUUCACUAAAGAGACGGGUGUUGAAUAGUUCUGUGUGCUUUGUGUCGUUAGAAUUCGGUAGCGGAACAAUCGGCCCAGAACAAUGGCAGUUAGUUAAAAGUGAGCGGUGUUUUGUAAGUUAAUCCCUAGCACAAGCAGCAGUAGCAGCAGCAGCAGAAAAAGGACAACGAAGGAGACUGCUGUUGCACCCUGUUGCUGGUGUGCGUGUACGUGAUAGCGUGCCUGCGUGCGUGUGUGUGCGUGGGUCAGGAACGACUCACCACCCCAAAAGGGAAGUCAACCCCUCUGAUUAACGGAGUAACGGAGGGAUACUUGAAUUCAACGAGAGCCUGCAGCAGAGAAGCAGCAAAAUUUACACUUCACACUCACUGAGAUAUAUUAGCUACUACAACUGUUACUACUAAAUCUACUACUACUACUACAACUACUACUACUGAAUACGCUAAAGUGAGAGGAAGAAGAGAAAGAGAAAAAGAUUAGUGUUUAGAAAUUCGUAAACAAAACAAAAUCUACUAACAUCCCCCACGCUUUAAACAAACAAACAAACAAAAAAAACGAAGAAACGCGGAGAAAAGUUCUUAAGAAACUUAAUAUUAGUAAGUUAAAUCGAAGUUAGUAAAUCAAAUUUAAUUCGUAAACGACACAACCAAACAUAAAAUAAGCAAAAAUGGCGACGAUAGAUGGACGACCAGCACAGUACCAGAUUUCGUUGAAGAAUCUGCGCGAGAUCAUGGAGCUUCGGGGCCGGGAGGGAGUGGCCAUCGUGAACGAGUAUGGCGGCGUGCACGAGAUCUGUCGGAAGCUGUACACGUCCCCGAACGAAGGUCUGAGCGGUUCGAAGGCGGACAUCGAGCACCGGCGGGAGACAUUCGGUUCGAACAUUAUUCCCCCCAAGCCACCGAAAUCCUUCCUGACACUGGUGUGGGAGGCACUGCAGGAUGUGACGCUUAUUAUUCUGGAGAUUGCGGCCAUCAUUUCACUGUUGCUAUCGUUCUAUCAGCCAGCAGAUGAAGAUGAGCCUGUGAUCGAGGAAGAGGAAGAGCACUACUCGUGGAUCGAAGGUUUGGCGAUCCUGAUAUCGGUGUUUGUGGUGGUAAUCGUAACGGCCUUCAAUGACUACUCCAAGGAAAAGCAGUUUCGAGGGUUGCAGUCGAAAAUCGAAGGAGAGCAUGUGUUUGCAGUAAUUCGGGGUGGAGAUGCGAUACAAAUCAACAUCGGUGACAUCGUGGUGGGCGAUAUAUGCCAAAUCAAGUACGGCGAUCUGUUGCCAGCGGACGGUAUACUGAUUCAGAGUAAUGAUCUAAAGAUUGAUGAGUCGUCACUGACGGGUGAGUCGGAUCACGUGAAAAAGAACGAAUCAACGGAUCCAAUGGUCUUGUCCGGGACGCACGUGAUGGAAGGCAGUGGAAAGAUGGUAGUCACGGCAGUUGGUGUCAACUCACAGGCCGGUAUCAUAUUUACUCUGCUAGGAGCGGCUGUGGAUGAGCAUGAAGCGGCUGCCAAGAAACAGAAAAAGGAUGCCAAGAAAGCCAAGAAACUGAAGGAUGGCGAUGAGAUUACGAACAACAGUCAUCAUCCAGCGCUGAAACCGCAAACUACCGUUGACUCGAUCACUUCUGACGAUGCGGGAGAAGGUAAGGGAAGUGGCGGUGGCGGCGCAGGUCACGGUGGAAAGGAAAAAUCUGUACUCCAAGCAAAGCUGACCAAAUUGGCUAUUCAGAUUGGCUACGCUGGUUCCACUAUCGCCGUGUUAACCGUUAUCAUUCUUAUCGUUCAGUUUUGCAUUCAAACCUUUGUCAUUGAGCAGAAGCCCUGGAAAAAUACGUACGCUAACAAUCUGGUGAAGCAUUUUAUUAUCGGUGUGACCGUACUGGUUGUCGCAGUUCCAGAAGGUCUCCCAUUAGCCGUAACACUAUCGCUUGCAUAUUCCGUCAAGAAAAUGAUGAAGGAUAACAAUCUGGUGCGGCAUCUAGAUGCUUGUGAAACCAUGGGAAAUGCCACUGCCAUUUGUUCGGAUAAGACCGGAACACUGACUACCAAUCGAAUGACCGUUGUUCAGUCCUAUAUCUGUGAGAAGCUAUGCAAAGUGACACCUAAAUUUAAUGACAUUCCACGGAUAGUCGGUGAAGCGAUCGCUGAAGGAAUUUCGCUUAAUUCGGCCUUCACGUCGUGCCUGAUGCCAGGAUUGAAUCCGGGUGAUCCAUUGCAGCAAGUGGGAAAUAAGACCGAGUGUGCACUGCUUGGAUUCGUUCAAGGUUUGGGCAAGAGCUACCAGAGCAUUCGGGAUGCUCAUCCAGAGGACUCCUUCACACGGGUAUACACUUUCAACUCGGUCCGAAAGUCAAUGAGUACAGUAAUUCCAAGGCCCGGUGGAGGUUACCGGGUGUACAGCAAGGGCGCCUCGGAGAUGGUACUAAAAAAGAGCGCCUUCAUUUAUGGUCAAGAUGGUGUGCUGGAAAAGUUUACACGGGACAUGCAGGAACGGUUACUUCAUCAGGUAAUCGAACCUAUGGCAUGCGAUGGCCUACGAACAAUCUGUAUUGCAUUUCGAGAUUUUGUACCCGGUAAACCGGAAAUUAAUCAAGUUCACUACGAAGGAGAACCGAAUUGGGAUGACGAGGAUAACAUCGUAUGCAAUUUGACCUGUUUGUGUGUCGUCGGAAUCGAGGAUCCUGUGCGACCCGAAGUGCCGGACGCUAUUCGAAAGUGUCAGCGUGCCGGAAUCACUGUUCGAAUGGUUACUGGAGACAAUAUAAAUACUGCUCGAUCGAUCGCUACAAAGUGUGGCAUUAUACGGCCUCAGGAUGACUUCCUGAUUCUCGAAGGUAAGGAGUUCAAUCGACGGAUCCGGGAUAGUAACGGCGAUAUUCAGCAGCAUCUGUUGGACAAGGUCUGGCCAAAACUGCGGGUGUUGGCUCGAUCGUCUCCGACGGAUAAGUAUAAUCUGGUGAAGGGAAUCAUUGAUAGUAAGGUAUCGGACAAUCGGGAAGUGGUUGCCGUAACCGGUGACGGAACGAAUGAUGGACCGGCGCUAAAGAAAGCAGAUGUUGGAUUUGCAAUGGGAAUUGCUGGAACGGAUGUUGCCAAGGAAGCCUCCGAUAUUAUACUGACAGAUGACAAUUUCAGCAGUAUCGUCAAGGCUGUCAUGUGGGGUCGCAACGUGUACGAUUCGAUUGCCAAGUUCUUGCAGUUCCAGCUGACUGUCAAUGUGGUGGCGGUUAUUGUGGCAUUCAUUGGCGCUUGCGCUGUACAGGAUUCUCCCUUGAAGGCCGUUCAAAUGCUGUGGAUGAAUUUGAUUAUGGAUACGUUGGCAUCGUUGGCAUUGGCCACAGAAAUGCCAACCGCGGAUCUGCUACUACGCAAACCGUACGGCCGAACGAAACCACUGAUCUCGCGUACAAUGAUGAAGAAUAUACUUGGACAAGCCGUUUACCAGCUGGUGAUUGUCUUCGGUCUGCUGUUCGUCGGUGACAGAAUUCUGGACAUCGAGUCUGGUCGGGGACAGCCACUGAACUCCGAAGCUACCCAGCACUUCACUAUGAUCUUCAAUGUGUUUGUCUUUAUGACCCUGUUCAACGAGCUGAAUGCACGCAAGAUCCACGGGCAACGGAACAUCUUCCAGGGUCUGUUUACGAAUCCAAUCUUCUACAGCAUCUGGAUCAUCACGUUGGUAUCGCAGGUCUUCAUCAUCCAGUUCGGCAAGGUAGCCUUCUCGACCAAGGCACUCAACGUCGAACAGUGGCUGUGGAGUGUUUUCCUCGGCUUUGGUACCCUGAUCUGGGGCCAGCUCGUCACAUCGAUUCCGACCCGCAAGAUGCCAAAGAAGAUGGCGUGGGGACGCGGUGAAGGAGCCGAGUAUGCCGAAGCGAUUCGGCUUGGCGAGGAGCGCUACGACUCACUGGAAAAUGACAAGAAACCCCGUGCAGGUCAGAUAUUAUGGAUCCGUGGCCUUACUAGGCUGCAGACCCAGCUUCGUGUUGUACGUGCAUUUCGAUCCACAUUAGAAGAUUUAGAAGAACGUCGUUCCAUUCAUAGCUUGCAUAGUCUUAGAAGUUCACGCAGUCAUCCCGGAGGCAUGAGCACGAGUGGUACAAUGACUAGUCAAGGUCUCUCAAAUCUCUUAUAUCCACCAGGUUCCAACAUCCCAACCGGCCGGCUAAUAGGUACUAAUGUUGGCGAUCUAAAGUAUAUUGAUGAAGAUCAAAGACUUCAUAAUAAUCAGCAUAUUAUAGAGAAAUUCGCGGUUUGGACAAAAUCGACAACAGUAUAAAUUCCUUUGAUAUACGAUUGAAGAAGGAAAGAUCUCGCGCGGUUCAUUACUUUCUUUCUAAUGUGGUUUAGAGAGCAAUACUUCUAGCUAGAGUAGACACAGUCAGUUAGGACGAGAGGGAGAGAGAGAGAGUAAGGAAAAAUGAUAACACGAGCGCAAUCGACGUGCUGAACAUGGAAAAGUCGACCGAAACCGAGAGAAAUAAAGCGCAGAAACAGCAUGCAUUUCGUUCGAUAGAAUAAUCCUUGAAGCUGUAUGAAGAAACUGUAGGGCUUUUCUAAAAAACAAAGUAGGCCACCUAGGGUCAAAAAAGAACCAAGGAACAAAUUGAUAUGCCAGAGAGAGAUAGAGAGACAGUUCGAAACCGAGUAGCGCAUGGAACAAAUGGGUAAAACAAAAGGAAAUCAAAUCGGUCACAGCUUGCUGUGAUUAGCUGGAAAAGUCGAAUUAAGUAUGUAAGAAGAAACAAAAUAAAACCCUUAAUCGAGUUUAAUGGUUUAGCGAUAAUAUUAAAAAUAGUACGACACGCGAAAAAUGAGUAUUAUGUUUGACGAACAAACCAAAUAAGCUAUUGGUAAAUUAAGAAUUUAAAAGUUUACUUAUGAGAAUCCACACUCGCCCUUCCACGAACAAGAGAACAAAACAAUCACGAGGUGUACCUUCAUCCAUUGCGUUUAAAAAUUGGCACAUUUUACACAAAAAAAAUUAUUGAUGCCUGAAAAGGAGGAGUAGAAGGAAAAAUCGCGAUCUUUCAGUGUAGUAGUGAACUAAAAUCUUGAUAUACUAAAGAAACAGAUAAUGAACUUUGCAAUCGUAAUUCGGAAAGUUUCAGGGCACCGUUUGUUUUUUAGUUUGUAAAUGGAGAAAUUCAACUAUUGAGACAACAUGAUAAUAGUUCAAUCAUAUAGUUUAAUGAGAACGAUGUAUAAUAUGAUUACUCACAGUGUUACAAAAUGAGCGAGAUAAGUCUACAAGUUUGUUUAGCAAACAGAUUGCAAAGGUACAGUAUGUAAAAGAAUCUGUUAACCCUACCCUGCCGCAGCUUCAGAAUUUGUUUGAUAUUUUUGACAGAAUUGUUCAUCAGUGCAAAUUUAUGCCAUAAAUUAGCAAAUUAGUAUGUUUUCUCUUGUAUGAGAUGUUUGGAAAAGAUGCAAUACGGUAUGUUUACUCUGAUAUACCCAUCUAAAUUUUAGCGUACAUAAACAAAGGGUUAUUAUUUUAUUCGGUGUAAACUUGGACAUAAAAUUAGGGCAACAUUUACAUUGGAUAGGUAGCCAAAUUUCAUAAAAUUAGGUUGGCCAAAGAUUAAAAGUGCAAAGAUAUUUUUAACACUAUAUUGAAUAAGACGAAGCAAAUUAGGUGCUUAUCAUUUCCUCUUAGUUGGCUAGCCAAGAAGAGGAUAAGCUUGAUAUUCAUUUAACACGGCGCACAAUUCCGAAUUGGUUAUCCUAUAUGCAAGUAGAACGGAUAAUAAGUUAUUUGGAAACACAUUUCGUCGAAAGAACAAAUUUCUCUCGUAUUUCACUGUAGGUCUUAAGUUCUUCUGAAUUUUUUCAUACUCUUCAUUUUCAUUUGAUAAUCAGUCUUAAAAAGUUUUUUUUAUUUAUUCCAACUUAGGAACUGAUAAACCACUAUUUUGUUUCUUCAACAGUCAUUCAAAACUGAAAUAAGUUGGUAAGGAUGAGCUCAAGUUUUUGACUUUAUGCACAACUCUCGCAAAUCUUGAAAAAUUGGGAUAUCUCGAAAAUUGAUUUCCUUGAAAUGCCCUAUUAUUGACGGGUAUUAAAUUAUAAGGUUAAUUAGAUAAAAUGACAGUAACUUGUUUAUGUACGCUACAUAGAUAUAUUUGGGUGAAUAUGUUUUUGUUUUGAAAUAAAGUCUUUUCGUGAUUAAUAUGAUAAUCUAGUGCAUAAAUAAGCAGUCAGACUAAUGAAAAAUUUUGUCAAAUAUAUUAUGUAAAUCUUGGAAUUGUGACAGGGUGAAUUAGUAUUUUUACAAACUGUAUUUCUGAUUUUGUUUCUUUCCUUUCAGUAGUUUUAGUUAUCUUACAAGAUAAAAACAUUAUGAAAAGUUAUUUAAUUAUCGUAAGCCACAUUGAUUUUCCUUCCAUUUUCUUUUGACAAAAUCAUCAUAUAUCGUAUAUAGUGUCGAGAAAAAAAGCACUGUUUUUCUGCCUUAUAGUUAAGAACGAUUGAAAAGCGACAAAGUCUUGAAUCGACCUAGUAGAGGUGAAGCACCUUGCAUUCAAACAAACAAGAAAUCCAAAAAAAAAUAUAAAUAUAUGAGCAAUUAGCAAAUAUCAAAAGACAGCUUACCCUAAAGUUGAAGCAAAACAAACACGAACGUGAACCUUCUCUUUCACGUGACGGCAAAUUUGGAUGUGGUGACGACGGAUAGAAAAAAAAAUGACCGAAACUAGCCAACAAACCAAACACCAGCGUUGCUGAGCAACGCUGGUUUAUUAACCUGGGGUUAUAUCCUCACUUCACCACCGAUGAUGCACAAUUUCAGGUGGGUGAAAGAUCUACGCCUGCUUAUGUUUUCGGAUAUGAACGCUAGAGCCCAUGGGACACAAACAGAAGCCGGUGAAUAAAAUAUGAAAAGAAACUUUCGUGGAAGCGAGAGUCACACUGUUUUGUAUAAUUUGUUCGACUAUUUUUUGAGUGACUUAGUGGAAUGACAUAAAUUAUAACUUUGAGAAAAAAAUGCAUUAUUUAAAAUCUUCAUUUGGAUAAUAUUACUAAGAUACAUUUGCAUUUGCACCUUAAAAUACACAUUUACUUUUACAAAUACGUAUUUCGACUACGAAUUGUGGUUUUGAUCAGUGCUAGUAUCAGUCAGUAUCUGUGUAAUCCGGCACAAGUGUAGAUUUUAAAGUAAAUUGCAGUUCUUUAUAAUAUAGUGGAAACAAAUCGACGAUUCUUUCACAAGGAUUUUAUUCAAACUAUUUUCUGAUCGAUUGUUUAAUGGCAUGCACAGUUGCGCAUCCAUAAACAAUGUAAUCUUUCAUUAUGGUUAAACUGCGUAACUCUAAAGCGAAGCGAAAGAACCAAAUCUUCAUGAAAAUCAAUCAGCAGUAACUGUAACACAUUUCUGAAUUACACACUAAAGCAAUCCUUCGUAAACAUUUAGUAUACGGUGUUAAAAAACUACUUUUUUCUGCCUUGAUUUUCGAAUCAUUCUCAGUUCAAUCUAGUAAGCCGCUGUUGUUUGAGUGUUGCUUCGUUUGUGAGUUCGUGUUCACGGAUUAAUUAUUUCAAUUAGUUAAAAUUUUAUGAUGAAUAAUACGAGAAAAUUUAUUCCCGUUAUCAACUGAUUCAAAUCUGAAAAAAAAAUAACACAGACAAGUCAAAUUCAAAAUGAUGUGGUUAUAACUGUGCAACUUCAGAACGCUUCAAUGUUCCUUCCUAACCUUCAUCCCCUUUACUUGUUAUUGCACUGUGGACUUGCGAAUGUGGUUGCUACAAUGAAGACUAGAUCAUUUCAAAGCAACCGUGUUCUAUAUGUGCCCAAUACUGUCAUUCAUGGAUGACAGCAAAGCUUUCCCUUCCUAAGAUCCUGGUAUGCGAAAAAAAAACAGUGGAGGUACUGGAAAGUGACAAAACAGCAUGCUAGAGAGGCCACAACAUUCAAUAUUUUCAAAAAAAAAUCAACAAAGAUACAGAGACUACUUUGAUUAGUUGUUGCGAUACACUUCUAUGACAACGAUUAAAAGAUUGCUUUGCGGACUACUGUAUUAUCUUCCAAGACAAGCGAGUGGACAAAGACGUGCGGCUGGAUCGUUAUGUAAUGUGGAUCGUUAUGCAGCAUCUCGGAAAUUAUGGAUCUUUUCGCAAGCUGGUGCGAAGUAGUGCUGUAAAUCACUAAUCAAUAAAAAAAACUGUACACCAGGUUAAAUGUAAAGAUACAGUUAAGCAUGUAGUUAAAACCUCUCCGAUCAAAAAACAUUGUAAGUUGAUUAUUUGUAAAUCAACUCGAAACGGAAAAGCAAACAGAACAAAUUUCGAUCGGAAAUUGUCUUUCUAAAUGUACAAUCUGAUAAGAAUUGAAAUUGUAAGCACUAUCUCGAGUCUACUUUCCAUCGAUUACCUAAUACACUGCAUUAAAAUUGUAUUCAGUGCAGCUGUUUCAUGCGACAUCUGGGACAUCGUCCCUCCAAAACAUAUUAUAAAUACUUCAUUGAAGACGAAUGCUCCGCGUGAAAAUGGUUAGAGAUCUGUCAGAAACACUGCGUUGGUUUUUUUUAUUUUGAUUACCAAUUGGUGGCAAACAUGAGUCGCCAUGGUAACACAAAUUGUUCGGAAUGCUUGUCCGCUUAGGCCUAAAUGGAGAGCUUUGUCAAUUGGUGUAGCUUAAAAUACGUUCUAAAAAUCGGCAUGCUUCGAUCGAGGCAAUCGUCUACUAAAAAGAAAUGGAAAAAUUUAGAUUUUCUUUUAUGAAUACAAAGUAACUGCAGAAAUAGUAAGUAAAUUUCGUAUCUGAAGCAAUACUCAUCUUAUUGCAUCAAUGUUUGAGCAUGUGUGAGUGGUGCGAUAGCUUUUACCUCUUGUUGUUUUCACAUCAAUUCGAAAACAUUCCGAAAUCGUCCCCUAGUAUCAAAUAGCGACACUUAUGGAUUUCAUUGUCAGUUAGUAUUCGUUGUGAAGAUUCCUGAGAUAGUGCUUACAGUAGGCGAAUUUAUGAUCAUAGAAUACAAUAUCAAUUUGAAACCAGUAAAAUGCAAAAACAUGUUGGACAUUUCUUUGUUUCAUUGGCAAAUCGGUGCUAUAUCCUGUGUUAUUCAACCAAUCUAACCAAAUCUGUUGAUCGCGAUCCGGAAUCAUUUGUUUGUUAUCGUCAAAGCAGUAGCAUGUGUUGAGAUUGCUUCCCCCUAAUGAAAGUAAACUCGACAAAAUAAGAUCGUGCAGAUGAAAAAAUAAAACCCCCUGGCAAACGUGUAAAUUUAAAGGCUAGAACUAACCUACAAAUAUGACCAAAUACUAAAGCAAACCAACAGCAGACAAAAUAGCAGAUGGUGCUGCAGAAUCGUUUUCUUGUAAUAUAAUGAAAAUAAAAACGGUGUAUUUAAAUAAAAACAACUACAAAUAAUCACGAUGGUCGAGAUAUUUACGCAAUAAAACACAUUUUUACAUCCAGGAGAACUUAAAAUUAAAACAAGGUAUUUUUACUGUUAAAAACAAUUAUCAGAAGGAGGAAAAUACAUUUUUCAAAAGAAAACUUCGAAGAAGUUCAAGUCGACGCAAGCCCAUUCAUUCGAGGUAUUGCAAAUAAAAUUGAACUUAAGGUUAAACGAACCCAAUGAUAAACCAAAUCAACAACAACAAAAACGUAAUGAAACCUAAAAAUGUAGAGAAUAAAUGAUGCGUUCAUUGGAAAAUCGCCGAUAAAAAAAAACUGAAGCCAGUUUUACGUUAGAAAAAUGUAAUAAGAAAAAUAUUGUUGAUUUAAGCGCAAAAAUACCACGAAGAAAAAAAAUACCGUUGAAAUCUAGUCUAAUAAAGUCAGUAAAAUAAUUCAAUAAUCAAGGAAAUGUAAAAAAAAGUAGAACGAAGAAACGUCUGGUGAUGAACAGUAUGUGUAUAGAGACGGUGAUAUAAUAUGAUAAAAAUUAAACCCUUUAGAGGAAAAUUUCAUACCUAAGUGAAGAGAAGUGUUUCCAAGGGAUAGCGAGCAACGGUAGAUGAUGAGAGUAGUCACUCAUGCAGUUCAGUUCCCUAUUACUACAUCCCGCGAUCUAAGGUUUAAUUCACCCCAUCCUUUUUUGAAACUUGAGAAUCAUACUGCCGGAGGGAUCAUUCGAAGGUCGCAGUUGGUCACGGCAGCGGAAUCAUCAGUGUACUUAUUAGCUACUGUUUUCAAUCUUAAAAUAAAGUUUCUACUAUACAGAUCUGUGAUAGGGAUGCUCUCUUUUUCUCAUUUCCGCUACCGCGCCAUAGUCCCUGAUUCUUAGGACCGCACUCAGACCUUUGAUGUGCAACAUACAGAGAAAAAAUACAUAAUUAUUUCGUCAUUUGUAUGCUUUAUCUAUUUUGGGGAAAACGAAGACAUGCUCACGUUCGUUUAUUACCAAACAACCCUGAAUUUACGGGGUUUGUUCUACUCCCUACUCCAUGGUUUACUGCGAUGCACGUGACUGCACAACCGCAUUUCUAUGAGAAACAAGUUCAUCACAGUUUACGAGUGAGCGUUAUUCAGUUGACACGGUUUGCUUUGAUGUUCUUUUCAGUCAACAAUUCAAUUUUGUUUCUAUUUGGUCCACAGUUUAGUUGCUCUCGUAGAACAAACUGACCAAACUAGACUUGUUUUACAAUAGUUAUCCUUUGUUGUCCAAAAAGCUAUUGUUAGUGUCAGAAAAUAACGUAACCUACCAUUCGGGGGCUAGUAACAUAACUAAAUAAAUAAGCAUUUUUAAACAAAAACAUCAUUAAUAGGAGACGAAAAGCGUUCUAAAAAGAAAGAGAGAGAGAGGGAAAAUCACACAAAACCACAUUCUAUUGUGCACAUACAUUUGAAAAUGAGAAAUACGAAGUAACACCAAAAUAAUCUCCCACACAUAAGAGAUAAACAACUUGACACCGUUCGUACACAUUUAUGAACAUUUAUAUUUCUAUAGGAACCAACAAAAAAACUCGAAAAUUUCUUCAACAUAUGUGUGUGUAAUACUUACGUCACCUAAGAUGAAAUAACUCGAUUAAGAAAAACCUAAUUCAUAUAAAAAUGACACUUCGAACUCAUGAAAACACACAUCAGUUUGUUAGCAGUUGUUCACAGACUAGAUAAGACAUUAAGCAAAAAAAUAGCAUCUACACAGGAAAUUUGCCUCCUUCAGCAUAUUAGCGUCUAUCGAAACCCUUAGUGAUUUAGUUUAAGUUCGAAUCCGUGAACCCCGAUUUCUUGCUUUGAAUUUGAACGUUUUACUGAAUAUUAGCCAAAAGAAAAACGAACGUUUGUUAGGAAAAAAAAUAAAAUUCGCGGGUAAACCAAGCAAGAAAACAGUAGAAAAUUGAAUAGACCGUGUAGUAGUUUUUACUAUGAAAUAAUCAAGUGAACUGACUUGAAAAAAAAAUAUAAACAAAACUAAUUGCAACCGAACUGAGAUCAGACCAGGUGCUGAAGUUCCCUUUUGUUGUUUUGUUUUUGAUUCCAACUAUUCAUCAGCACCGCAACAUCCGUUAGAACCCUCAGCAUCAAAGUAGCCUAGGCUAACGGGGUGAUUGCCCCGACCGGUCCGAACAGCUGACGGAGAAUGAAUUCUAUUAUCACACCCAUACCCGAACUGAGUCAAGGCUAAUGCGAUGGUGCUGUGACUAGUCUUGUUUGCAUUUAAUGUGAUCCUUUCCUAUCCUCACUAUCUCACAAUCCCUUUCUUCACUGAGGAGACAAACUUAAAACGUAAUCUCUGUAGAUUUCUCAUAUAAUAUGAUAGCGCGAUUGUCAUGAAGAUGAAGAAGAUCAGUAAAAGAUAGUCUAGCAGAACUUACUCGAUUCGCCAUUAUGGAAUAUGUUGCCAUUUAUUGUUUUUGUUGAUAUUUAAAAGUAAGAGAUUUAUAUUAAAUGCCACUUUUAACCGUGUUUACAUUUCACAUACUUUUAAUUAGUUUGCGCCCGGUGGGUUUCUAGAUUCUGCAAGGAAAAACCAGCAACCGAAGGACUCAAAUAAAGCAUUUGAUGAAUAGAAGCAAGGAACAGGUAAGAGUGAGGAAAACAACAGCUUCUGUCCUUUUGUACUGUGUAUUAUACCAACUGUUAUAAUUACGCACAAUAAAAGGGAUACGCUUCUUGAAAUCUUAUCACAACAUCAAAACAACACGAUUUUAAUCACUGCAAAACCAUAUAUGUGUUCAGAAAGAUAUUCCCCCACAUAGGAAGAAAAGGAGAAAGAGAGAGAGGAAACCAAACACGAAGCAAAAAUCCAGAAGCAACAACCGAACAACGGCGUGGACGCGACAUCACCCCCCUCACACUAGUCGCAACAAGAUACGCCCCAGCAGAAAGCAAGCCCACCGUUAGCGCGCAAUAAAACUAACCCAUACAUACAUAGAGACCAUCACAGCGGAUAACCAAACGCCUACUAGGUUCCUUUUUCUAUCUCUUUGAAAUGUACAGCAGAACAUGGUCUUCAUCAUCGAAUCACCCAUUGUUUCGAAUCGCAACGUAGCGUAACAAACGACAAAGGAAUAAAGCAAACUGAUCUCCAUCCUUCUCCUCUCUUCUAUCCACGCCCAUUCGCCUCAUUCAUUUGAACCUUGAAAUCCUCCUGUCUGGAAGACAAAAAUCCCAAACAAACAACCAAAAGAAAACGUUAAAUUAAGUUCGAGUUAAUACUUAAAAAUAGUGACCUACCUUAGUGUGUAAAAAGAAGAAGAAAAAAAAAACAAAUGUUAUUUAUUUUAAAUAGUUGUUACAAACAAAUGAGAACAAAAAAGUUUUAUUUUCUAUUAAUCGUUUACUUGAUUCUCAUCAUAACGUUUAAUAUUUCACAAAAGCAAAAAAUGCAAGAAAGUUGCAGAACUAGCAAGCGAAAGGAGAACAACACUGAGAAAGAGUAUUAUUUUUAAUUUAACAAAAAAUGAGAAAAUAAUGAAGAAAAAACUAAAAUUAUGAUGUAACUAAAAAAAGCCUUGAAAUUCAUUCUUGCAAUGUUAUUUCAGUGAAAAAGAAUUAAAUGAAAUAUAAUUCGAAGCGCGAUAUGAGAAUUAAAUUGUAUAGGAUUUAGCCAUAAAGCAUAAGAGUUGAAAAUUGAACAUAAAAAAGAUAAACGAAAAAGUAAAGAAGAAAAAUCUGCGUAGCCUGAGGGAGCAUAAAAGCAGCAGCAUGGUGCGGAGUUUCUCUCGAAGAACAAAUAAAUAAAAAACUGGAAAGUUUUCGAACAAUUUCAUUUCCUUUUAAAAUGAAAAAAUAAAAACCACAUGAGCGGAUAAAACUCUUCAGAAAGAUAAGAAGCAGAAGAAGGGAAAAAUCGAACUAGGAAAAGAAUUUUGAUUUUAUUGUACAUUGUUAUUAAUUAUUGAAUUAAAUCAUAGAUAUAUUACAUAAAAAAGAGAAAAAAGCAAAAAUACAAAAAAAAUCAAAAAAAAAAAUAAAGCGCGUCUAUCUGUGGAGUUA
This is a messenger RNA of Topomyia yanbarensis, 15003 nucleotides long. RefSeq names its product plasma membrane calcium-transporting ATPase 1 (gene PMCA). Lineage: Eukaryota; Metazoa; Arthropoda; Insecta; Diptera; Culicidae. Bases 2296 to 5898 code for a protein of 1200 amino acids. Gene Ontology annotation, molecular function: ATP hydrolysis activity; ATP binding; P-type calcium transporter activity. The record is from RefSeq and is a predicted model, not a curated record. Gene Ontology annotation, biological process: calcium ion transmembrane transport; regulation of cytosolic calcium ion concentration. Gene Ontology annotation, cellular component: membrane; intracellular membrane-bounded organelle. The transcript is spliced from 6 exons.